GAGGCAGGCUGAGAAACGAGUUAGUUUGUGGGCUUUGAAUAAACCUCCAGCUCAGUCUGGGAGUCUGUCAGUAACCGUUAGCUCUGCUUCAGUCGCCCAGUCAGUCGCUCCUUCUCGCCUCCCCCACCUCGGGUGUGCUGUCCCCCUCCCUCCUCCUCUUUUUCAUUGUUUGCUCCAGCGCUGUCCGCUGUUCUCGCCUGUUGCUUCUUCUGCUCCUCCUGCUGCUGCUGUUGCCGCAAACUGAGUCUUUAGUGAAAUUCCUGUGUGAUGGGCUGCUGAACAGCUUUUGGUCGGCUACAAAGUGAGCAGCGAGCUGAGUGACUGACAGGACAAGCAGACAUGGGGAAGCAGAACAGCAAGCUCCGUCCCGAGGUGAUGCAGGACCUGCUGGAGAGCACAGACUUCACCGAGCACGAGAUCCAGGAGUGGUACAAGGGCUUCCUGAGGGACUGCCCCAGCGGGAACCUGUCCAUGGAGGAGUUCAAGAAGAUUUACGGGAACUUCUUUCCGUACGGAGACGCUUCCAAGUUCGCCGAGCACGUCUUUCGCACUUUCGACGCCAACGGUGACGGGACGAUAGAUUUUAGGGAGUUUAUCAUCGCUUUGAGUGUGACGUCCCGCGGCAAGCUGGAGCAGAAGCUGAAGUGGGCCUUCAGUAUGUACGACCUGGACGGGAACGGGUACAUCAGUAAAGCUGAGAUGUUGGAGAUUGUACAGGCGAUAUAUAAGAUGGUGUCGUCUGUGAUGAAGAUGCCUGAGGACGAGUCGACGCCUGAGAAGAGGACGGAGAAGAUCUUCAGGCAGAUGGACACCAACAGAGACGGUAAACUGUCUCUGGAAGAGUUCAUCAAAGGAGCAAAAAGUGACCCGUCCAUCGUCCGCCUGCUGCAGUGCGACCCCAGCAGCGCCGGCCAGUUCUAAACCCGAGGCAGCGCCGCGAUCUUGCUUCUUUGGGUGACUCUACAUGCCUGUAACUCUGCACUAUGGAGCAGACUGAUGAUGAAGAAUGAUUAGAUGAAGAUGAAGAAGAAGCCAGGCCUUCAACAUGUACUGAAGACUUUUUAAAGAUGGCCGCAGGAGCCUAAUUCUUCGUUAAUAUUCCCCUCCCUCCGUCUUCUACGACCCUCUGCCCGAUCCACCAACUAAACAGCUGCCUGUCUCUGAAAUCCAGGCGAAAUCCACUCCACUUCUGGUUACAGACCACCAUCACCAUCACUGCCCCUUACUGACUGUAAUGAGCCUCCUCAGUUCUCCUGUAGGCCUGUUAGAGUGUAGAGAAGGUUUACCGUAGGUUGUGUGUAUAUAUGCAGUGUAAACUGGAGUCUCUGUAUCAGUGUCUUUGCUUGGCUCUCUGUUGUAUCUAAACUUCCAGUUAGGCCCAUACAGAGCGCGGAGUGUGACAGACUGAGCGCGUGCAGAAGAGAGAAAGAGAGACGGCACGCGCUGUAGGUGAGCAAGAGAGGACCUGUGAAGUCUGUCCUUCGCUCACAAUGAGUCCCACUUUCUUUUUCUUUUCUUUUUUUUGUUUGUUUUUGUUUUUUUUUUGUAAACUUGAUAGACUGUUUGUUUUAUAUAUCGUGCUGGAACGGACACAUCUUGCAACAUUAUGCUACUAUGCAUAUGCUCCCGGAUCCGUACUUAGACUUUGUGACGAGCGUCCCUCUCCCUCCGUCUGUUCCUAUGUUUUAUUUUGAAAUAUCAGAAAGUAAGAGCACAGGAAGUGCUGCUGUGCUCGAGCUUCGCACACAACACACACUUUAGUCUUUCCAGGUAUUUCGAGAACAGUGUAGUUUUUUUUUUGAAGUGCACCUAAGCUCAUUGAGCAAUUCCAUGUAGUCCAGAACGUUCGCUUCCGAACAAAGUUGUGGUGAAAUAAUAAUAAUGAAAAUAAUAAUAAUAAUAAUAAUAGAAGAUGUUUAUUUAAAUGUCGCCGGAUAUCAAGCAUGCGGACCAGAUUCUUUCAUUUCGGACUAAAAAGUGAGGCGCACAGAAACGCCUCGCGCUCUCUUUUAACUUGUUUAAUGAAAAUGCUGCAUGUAGUCGUUGGGUACACGGGCGUGUAAACUUAACACGACGCGUUUGCAUGUGACUUAAGCGCAUGUGUGUUUUGUUUUUGUUUUUUUAACUAUAAGUUCAUAGAUACUCAAACUGCCAGCGGAACGGCGGUCAAACAACGAGCGCGUCCCGGCGGAUGCGCGCGGGAGGAUUCGCUCGGCUUCGUUCCGCGUUCGGGAGGAGAGAGUCUGGAGUCUGAGCGGGAUCCGCCUGACGCCGCCCCGUGAAUGUAACCGAGCAUCGAGGAGCUUUGAAUGUUCAGAAAAAUGCUAAAGAAGAAGACCAACAGAGAAUCCGAACUACUGCAACGAUGCUGUCACGAUGUGUCGCUUUUACUGUUUUUUUUUAAAUAUAUAUUUAUAUAAAUAUACACGGAGAAGCUUUUCUUAUGAAAGGAAAAGAAAAGAAAUGCGUCAGGUGUAAUAUUUCUGUCAAAUACAAAUUAGCGAAUUGUGACCAAGUGCCAAAUAAAAACAAAACAGUAUUGUAUAAAUUUAUACUAUAGAAUGGUUAUAUGUUGAACAAAAUGUUUGUAAUUGUUGAAUUUUGUAGGUUUUGUAAGGUAUCCUGUAUUUUAGUGACUGACGUUUUGAAACACAGGAUUCUCUUAUUUUUUGUUCUUUUUUGGUCAAUUAAAAGGCAAGAAUUAAAUCCAUGGUGUACUGCGUGCACGUA
This is a messenger RNA of Xiphophorus hellerii (green swordtail), 2730 nucleotides long. It is a transcript of the gene ncalda, whose product is annotated as neurocalcin delta a. The transcript is spliced from 5 exons. Gene Ontology annotation, molecular function: actin binding; tubulin binding; calcium ion binding. Lineage: Eukaryota; Metazoa; Chordata; Actinopteri; Cyprinodontiformes; Poeciliidae. The record is from RefSeq and is a predicted model, not a curated record. Bases 340 to 921 code for a protein of 193 amino acids. Gene Ontology annotation, biological process: calcium-mediated signaling.